This is a messenger RNA of Staurois parvus, 2118 nucleotides long. Lineage: Eukaryota; Metazoa; Chordata; Amphibia; Anura; Ranidae. The record is from the annotation of a GenBank genome assembly.
AUGAGGACAUCACAGUAUAGUCCAGGAGAAAACCCGGCUCCCUCCAAUGUCCAUCCGGCACCACCCAGUGUAGAUGGACCAUCGGAUUCCUCGUAUCCUGAGGAACCUCAGACUGUGCGGGACCGGGCCGGCCUUCCAACAGGGAAGAGGUUCUCCUGUCCUGAGUGUGGGAAAUGUUUCCAAUUUAAAUCCAAUCUUAAUCAGCAUAUAAAAUCUCACACGGGGGAGAAGUCGUAUUCCUGCCCUGAGUGCGGGAAAUGUUUCCAAUAUAAAUCCCGUCUUAAUGUGCAUAUAAGAUGUCACACGGGAGAGAAGCCGUAUUCCUGUCCUGAGUGCGGGAAAUGUUUCCAAUAUAAAUCCCGUCUUAAUGUGCAUAUCAGAUCUCACACGGGAGAGAAGCCGUAUUCCUGUUCUGAGUGCGAGAAAUGUUUCCAAUAUAAAUCCAAUCUUAUUGAGCAUAUAAGAUCUCACACGGGAGAGAAGCCGUAUUCCUGUUCUGAGUGCGGGAAAUGUUUUUCAAAGAAGUCCUAUCAUCACUCACAUCAAAGAUCUCACACGGGGGAGAAGCCGUAUUCCUGUCCUGAGUGCGGGAAAUGUUUUUCAAAGAAGUCCUAUCAUUCACUCCAUCAAAGAUCUCACACGGGGGAGAAGCCGUAUUCCUGUCUUGAGUGCGGAAAAUGUUUCCAAUAUAAAUCCAAACUUAUUGAGCAUAUAAGAUCUCACACGGGAGAGAAGCCGUAUUCCUGUUCUGAGUGCGGGAAAUGUUUUUCAAAGAAAUCCUAUCAUCACUCACAUCAAAGAUCUCACACGGGGGAGAAGCCGUAUUCCUGUCCUGAGUGCGGGAAAUGUUUUUCAAAGAAGUCCUAUCUUCACUCGCAUCAAAGAUCUCACACGGGGGAGAAGCCGUAUUUGUCUCCUGAGUGCGGGAAAUGUUUUUCACAGAAGUCCCAUCUUCACUCACAUCAAAGAUCUCACACGGGGGAGAAGCCGUAUUCCUGUCUUGAGUGCGGAAAAUGUUUCCAAUAUAAAUCCAAACUUAUUGAGCAUCAAAGAUCUCACACGGGGGAGAAGCCGUAUUCCUGUCCUGAGUGCGAGAAAUGUUUUUCAACGAAGUCCAAUCUUCACAAACAUCAGAGAUCUCACACGGGGGAGAAGCCAUGUUCCUGUCCUGAGUGCGGGAAAUGUUUUUCAGCGAAGUCCUCUCUUUACAAACAUCAAAGAUCUCACACGGGGAAGAAGCCGUAUUCCUGUCCUGAGUGCGGGAAAUGUUUCCAAUAUAAAUCCGAUCUUAAUAUGCAUGAAAGAUCUCACACGGGGGAGAAGCCGUAUUCCUGUUCUGAGUGCGGGAAAUGUUUCCAAUCAAAAUCUAAACUUAAUGUGCAUAAAAGAUCUCACACGGGGGAGAAGCCGCAUUCCUGUUCUGAGUGCGGGAAAUGUUUCCAAUCUAAAUCUAAACUAAAUGUGCAUAUAAGAUCUCACACGGGGGAGAAGCCAUAUUCCUGUCCUGAGUGCGGGAAAUGUUUUGCAGGAAAAUCAGCACUUAUCAUACAUCAGAUGUCUCACACAGGGGAGAAGCCACAUUCCUGUCCUGAGUGUGGGAAAUGUUUCCAAUCUAAAUCUCAACUUAAUGUGCAUAAAAGAUCUCACACGGGGGAGAAGCCGUAUUCCUGUUCUGAGUGCGGGAAAUGUUUUGUAGCAAAAUCAACACUUCUCAUACAUCACAGGUCUCACACGGGGAGAAGCCCAUAUUCCUGUCCUGACUGUGGGAAAUGUUUUUCCUAUAAGUUCUAUCUUUCCAGACAUCAGAGAUCUCACACUGGAGAGAAGCCGUAUUCCUGUCCUGAGUGCGGGAAAUGUUUUUCACAGAAUUCCUAUCUUCACAUGCAUCAGAGGUCUCACACGGGGGAUGCACAUUUUUGUCCUGAGUGCGGGAAAUGUUUCAAUAUAAAUCUCAACUUAAUGUGCAUAAAAGAUCUCACACGGGGGAGAAGCCGUAUUCCUGUCCUGAGUGUGGGAAAUGUUUUUCCUAUAAGUUCUAUCUUUCCACACAUCAGAGAUCUCACACGGGGGAGAAAGCCGUAUUCCUGUCCUGAGUGCGGGAAAUGUUUUCCAAUAUAA